AUGAUCGGAAUCGUUGCUGGUGGAGGAAGGACCGACAAGCCGAUGUUGAAGGCCGGAAAUGCUUACCACAAGUACAAGGCGAAACGACACAGCUGGCCACGCGGUGGUAUGCCAGCUCCCGGUGGAUUCGGAGGACCUCCUCCGAAUGCGGGUGUUCCACCGGUUCCCCGGGAACUUCCGCCGGGCUUUGAAAAUGUGCUCCCCAGUGACAAGCUUGCCGAGUUGCGAGCUAUUCAUGAGAGCACAACUCUAUCCAACGAGGACAAGCACGAUAGAAUCGAUAAACUAUUGACCGCCCUCCCGAGCGAAGUCCUGGAUCGGUUACCGGUUAACCCUGCACUGGAGAAGUUGCCCGAGGACGUGAAGCAGCAAAUCAAGUCGAUCACACGCGAUAAGACCAUCGACUGGCGCGCAAAGAUGCAACGGGUGCAGCAGUAUAUACAGUCACUUCCGGAUGCAAUCAAGAGACUUCUGCCGCCACCACCUCCGCCUGGAUUUGAGUAUCUCCCUGAAGAUGCUAAGGCCGCCCUGAAAGCAAUCCAAGAGAAUCCGAACCUUGGUUUCCGGGAGCGCUACUACAAAGUUAAGGAAGUGAUGGACCGUCUUCCGGCGGAAGUCCGGGCUAAGCUCCCACCCCCACCCCCACCACCGCCAAUGUUC
This is a messenger RNA of Mesorhabditis spiculigera, 660 nucleotides long. NCBI's taxonomy places the organism in Eukaryota, Metazoa, Nematoda, Chromadorea, Rhabditida, Rhabditidae. The record is from the annotation of a GenBank genome assembly.